AUGGCGCACCCUGCGAAACGGUCGAGGUAUGAUGUCCUUGCGGCUGCGACUGCACAGUUUUAUAAUACCACUGGGACAGUUCCGGCCAGCCUUCAUCUGGCCACAGAUAUUUCUUACUUAGUCACAAACCAACCGAGCUGUACGAUUGUUGUUGCAGAUAUCCCGGAUGGUUGUACAGAAAGGGACUUAAUUGGACUUUUUAGCAGAUAUGGUCAAAUUAAGAACGCAAAGUUGGUAUGCAGUGGUCGAGCAGCUCUUGUUGAAUUCUGUGAAAUCUCGCCACCCACUCGACUUGUUCAUAUGGCGAAGAUUAACCCGUUUUGUGUAGGUCCAAAUCGUGUCAGACUAGAAUUUUCGUCAGAAAUUAUAACUCCUGCUAUGGACCGUAAACACACACAACAAUUGUCUUCAGCUAUAGAUAACAAUGGUCCUACUCGAAUUCUACACUUAGAUAUUGCAAAUGCCGAUUACCCUAUUACUGUUGAUGUGAUUAAAGCAAUUUGUUCUCCUCAUGGUAAUAUAUUGCGUACUUUCAUUGGUAAGAAGAAUGUCGAUCGUUCGCUGGAGGCUCUUGUUGAAUUUGAGAAUGUGGAGGAAGCCAGAGCAGCCAAGGAACAACUAGAUGGUGCUGAUAUAUACUCAGGUUGCUGUAGCCUUACGGUAGCAUAUUCACGACUUCAGCGUGUUCAUGUAACUCAGAAUGAUAGCGAGUCUUGGGACUUUACCGGCCCUAGCGGUAACUUGGAGGGUCCUCUAAACAACUCUUCCACUCAGCGAACGUUAUUGGGUCCUGCAGGCCCAGGGGCUCCAGCUUCCAAUCCUUCACCAGCUCCACCUAUUCUACCACCUCCUGCUGCAUUUCCACAACUUUCUCCAGUAUAUCCUGCUCAGCCUUAUCCAAAUUCCCAACCAUCUAUGGGUUACUACGGGAUGAGCCCGUUUGUUCCUCCAGUAGGCUCUGUCCCUCCUGGUGCACCAUUUGCUGCUCCUUCAUAUCCAGGCUACUGGCCAUCGAGCAUGAUACCAGCUGCUGGUGUUCAAGCUCUUCGACCACCUGCAGGAGGUGGCUUUACGCCUCCAUCACAAGUUGUAAUACUUCCAACUCCUCCUCCAGUGCAUCAAGUGAACACUAGUGGAAUUGGGAUUGGUCACUCGACGUCAAAUCUCUCUAUAUCGACUCCAGCUGCUCGUCAAUCAGACCUAUCAGUUUUCGAGGUUAUUGAAGGUGUAGUGUUAAUGGCUAGCAAUAUACCUUCACGUAUGAAUUGCGAUCAUCUCUUCAACCUUCUCUGUUUGUAUGGUAAUGUUGCACGUAUAAAGUUCUUGAAGACUCGACCUGGCUAUGCGAUGGUUCAGGUAGGGAAUCCGGAGGCAGGUGACCUCAUACAUCGGUACUUCAAUGGUGUGUGCCUUUUCGGACAAACUAUUCAAUUUCACCACAGCAAGGUGACGGAGUUGAAAGAACAUGACAAUUUGGGGACUCUGGCGGAUGGUUCACCAGUCAUGAAAAACUAUAUGACGGACCCGAACAACCGAUUUAGAAAUUCGAUGGUGGCAGCAAAAAGCAGGAUCCUAGAGCCUUCUCGGACACUUCAUUUCUUCAAUGCUCCACUUAAUGUCACUCCAGAGGAUAUCGCUCGAGUGUUCACGGAUUGUGGUGCUAUUUCUCCUCCUCGCAUUGUGAUAUUCACUACUAAAGCGGGUCAGAAAACUUCUCUUGGGCUAGUCGAAUGGGAUACUUUAACUGAAGCCUUGGAGGCUUUAGUUCUAGCAAAUCAUCGACCGAUUCAUUUGUCUGGAUACGCUCAUCCUUUCCAUUUGAAAAUUGCUUUCAGUCCAAAACCUAUAUCGGAUGACAGAGCUGGUAUCUCACUGAUACGUUAUCCCGCACCUCCUAUCGUACCUGGACAUCAUGGAUCAUCUGCAGUCAACGGUCAAAGAAAUGAAGACAGGACAUCCAAUGAUGUUGAUGGGCAACAAGAAAGUACAUUGGAUAUCCUGUCGAAAAUAGAAAAAGCUGAAAGUUGUGAGAACUUGGAAUCAAAAGUUUCUGCGAAUGCAAAGUCUGACUCCACUAAAUCACCUAUGAUUGAUAACUCCAAAGUGGUGUCUAAGUCUUCAGAAGUUACUGAGAAUGGAGCUAGAGCAUGAUUAUUAUAGUAAACCGACAUGUUUCAUUAUUAUAUAUUAUUUUAACUGACAUUAGUAAUGUUUCAUGGGGAUUAGCUUAUUCCGAUGGUCAUUGUUAUAGGCGAGUAAAGUAAUUAGUCAUUUUUUCUCUCAUGCUUAACUAUACGCAUCAUAUAGGUGAUUAGUGUCUCAUCCUGGUCAAAUAACUAUCAUGUUUAUCAUGGUUGUAAUAGAUGCUAAUAUUUUCCAUGAGUUAGUGGUCUUGCUUCUUUUUUAUAUAUAAAGGUAAAUAUUAAAUCUCGUUCUUUUUGUCUAACCUAAUCAACUUUUAUGUAGCCAGCAGUAUCAUCUUGCACUUCUGUGUGAUAAGAGAAGCUGGCUUCAUUAAGUCUCGGGUUGAUGUUAUCAUGUUUCCUAACCUUCAAUCAUUUGUUCAUUAACCAUUCAUGUUUCUGAUAUCAUUAUUACUAUUGUUAUUAUUAUCAUUAUAUCAUCAUCAUUAUGAAACCGGCUUUUAUUUACUAUUUGUUAGUUUUUCAAUGUUGGUAAUCACUCAUGUUUAUAGUGGCCGUAAUCCAUCUCUUUAUUAGCAUGAAAUAUACAUUUCAGUGAAGUAUAUUAAUUUAUUCUGUAAGUGUAUCCCUAGAAGGCUUCUUCAUGUUGUAGGAUAAGCGUUGUGUUAUCAUAUCAGUACUUUCUUGGCUACUACUAUUUGCAUUUGUUAGUUUUAAUGUUUCAUUUAGGCAGUUAAGCACAUCAUAUAUAGUGUAAAUGGUUACUAUUUUACGCCUGUCUCUAGGUAUUUAUUUUUAGUUGGUUGUAUUAAGUAAGGUAGUGGAGCCAUUUAAAGGUUUAGUAUUGUCUAACUAUUUCCACACCUAAGAUGAACACAGUCCAGGACUCAGGAUUCUGUGACAUGUUUUGAAACCGUUGACGCUUUCCUCUCCUGCCUAAUGUAAUUUUUUCCUACUGUAAAAUAUUACUGAAAAAAGAAAUUUGCAGUCUUAUCUUGACUUUAAAUCGGAUACGACUAAUAUGCGUUGGGGUGGGUUACAUUCAGUCAAUGCAAAACGGAGUUAUUUUUUUAAUAACUACGGUGUAGUCAGUCAGUCAACGUCAGUACUAACUAGUAUACUUAUCUGUAGCGUUAAGGUUGUUGUUCGUCUGGCUUACACUUAUCGCCUCAUACUAGACGUCCCUUUCGCUAACAACCGUUUAUGACAAUAAGUUAUCUAGGAAAGCAUCUACAAGCCAGGAAUAGAAUCUCGUCGCAUUUCGCCCCGCUGUGAUCUACUUCAAAUCUCUUCACUUCAUUAUUUUCGCUGAAUAAUGCUAAUUAAGCCGUAUUUUCGUCUUAACGGUUAUUCAAAAACCUCUUCGUAUCUCACGUGUAAGUAGACUUGUGAAGUAGUUCAUUUCCGUUACUUUCACAAAAGAUUUUGCGCAGUGUUGAUAUUCCAAUCGUAAACAGGAAUGACCAUGCUUCCAACUGUGUUUUAAUGUUUUGCUCCCGAAUCGACCUUCACGCCAUCUUUGGGGCUGGCGAUAGAUCCGACUAUCAAAAACGAGUAUACUGCGCUACAGUUUGUUCCGUCCUGUUGUACGACUGCGAGACAUGGCCGUUAAAAGUAGAAGAUACGAAGCGGUUAUAGGGUUUUAAUCACAGACGUCUUCGUAGCAUUGCUUGAGUAAUGUGGAAUCAGCGUGUGAGGAGUGUUGAGGUCAGACAAAGAGUACUAGACAAGACAGGUGAGUGGAUUAGUGAGAUUGUGAGCCUUCAUCGACUGAGGUGGCAUGGACAUGUACUGUGCGCCGCAUGUCGAGUCACCGUCCACCUCGACGUUUUAUGCUAAAGGAAGUUGUAUUAGGUUUGAGGAGGGUUGAUCGUAGCCAAACUGAAACAUGGUACCAGUGGAUGAAGUCGUUGACUGGUGGUGUGAGUCGUGUUGGGAGAUGUAGACUACCUGGUUGGGGUUUUCGAGAUGAAAGGAAUCAGUGGUUGAGAAUACCUGGUGAAAUGGCUGGAAAUCGGUUACAAUGGGACAGAUGUAUUCACUCGCUGACAUGUUUUAGAGCUUGAAUAUUUGCACUAACCGAUAUCACCAAAUUGUUUAUUCUCUCUCACACAACUUUGUUAUCAGUUUUUUUCUGUGCAUCUGUUCUUUGUAUGUUACUGUGAAGUGUAGCAACUUGAACCGUUGUAUUUGUGUGUGAGGUUCUACGUGUAUUCUGUCUCUCUUCUCUGUGGCUUAUGGUUGAUGUAGAAGUCAAGCGUACUUUUGUGUGUAUCGGUACUGUACGUCUGUGAAGAAUCUCUGGUUUUAUAUAUUUCAUCCCUCAAAUACGCUGAAAAUCAGACUAACUGCUUCUUUAGAAGCUCUUACGCAAGUAGAAUAGCUAACACUUUGUUACUGAUUUCGUGAUCAGUCAGGCUGUGUAGGUUUUUCGGUUGAAUGUUUACGCAAUCAGAAUUUCCAAGUUUUGUUGUUAAUCAUAGUCGUAGUUCUUUUCCAUGGAUUAUCGUUUUGACUGUCAAACUGAUACAUGUUUAUGCGAGUGGGUUGGGAGAUAUUGUUAUUGUACGAUAUUCGGUUACUUGAACUGAAUUAAGUUAUUGUGAGAUUCAAUGGAAGCUGUGGUGACUCAAAAAUUGCAAAGCAUGAUGGAGUUUUGGAAUCCCAAUUGGGACUAGUAAUACGCUUGUGCUCCAAGUAUAACCUCGGUUAAUUGAAUAGAGUAUAGAAAGGUUAGUCAGUUCGUCGCACCCUUUUUUGGAGCUCUAACGAAAAAGUCAGUAGACUCUUUAAUCAUUUUUUUUAGGAUCUAAGUUCAAUUGCAGUGCUGUCAUACGGAUCAGAUUGAUUAUGUCCACGAGUUUCCAUGUCAUUAGUUGACUUCGUUCUCGUGUUAAAUACCAAUUGUUCGAAAUAAUCAGAUUAACUGUUCCGAGUGUAAUUUGUAUGGAUUAAGACCGGCUUGAAGUUGAUAGUAUCUAUCUUAACUCAUUUCAAACCGUGUUGAUACUGCAGCUGAAAGGGUUCCUGCAGCGGACAGGAUACCUUCCGCACAUGUAUGCAAUCAGAAGGUAGGCCAUACCCUUAAAUUUUUAUUUCUAUGUUGUAGACAGUGCUUUAUCUCCUCACUAAUAUCAAGUAGCAAACCGAUCGAAAAUUGGAGAUAUCAGAGUACAUGUUGACUCAGCUACUGUUAGGCGAACAUUUAUUGUAGUUAUUUAUAGGAGUAGUUAUGUUCAGACUGCUGAAAGUCUUCUAAAACACCAGUAUGGUUUUAUUGGCUUCUGGAGCAAUCACGAUUCAUCAUUAUAAUGGCUUAUUUAUUCCAUGAAAAAGAACAUUUUUGUAGAUAAACCUCACUUCUGGAGGAAAAAUGGAAUUACUCAUUGAAGUACGUGGUGUUUUGUCAGAACAAGUACCAAACUAUGUCAACUUGUCUGGUCAUGCAACAUAUCCACUUGAUUUGAACUGCAACACUUCAUGUCCGCACCGAAUAAGGUAACUUGGGCACAUCAUAAAAAUUGUUGGUUCACUUUUCGCCAGUGAUUUGGGAACUGACUAAUGUUCUGCCGCCGCAAUCUUCCCGCUUUGAAUACUUUAGUUUCACCCGUGGUCAAUAUAAGCAAGGUAAAACUCCAAGGUCUUAGUGGGAGCACGUAGAUAUGAAACCUGUGUGGUGAACUCAUAGUUCCCAUUGUGACAUUAAAACAAGGUAUUAAACGAAGAGGACUCUUUUCAACGGAUCAACUCUCAAGCUGUACGUGGCGUAAAGGCUUAAUGAUAAAAAAAGGGGUUACGUAAGAUCUUUGAACUCGUUUACAAACAAGGCCCAUAGAGAUUACAAAGGAGUGUAAACAUGGUAAAGUUAAUUGACAAUCAAAGGAUUAGGUAAUAUGAAUGAGACAAGUUGGUUGGAAUAAUUUGAAAAUGUUUUGUUGAAAGUUGCGAUCAUUGGGAAGAAUAACUGAAGUAAUACCGGAAGCUACUUAAUAUAGAAAUAAGAAUAAUGACGACAUUAGAGUAUAAAGAUUAGUCUAAUAAAGGGGCAAGUUGGAAAAACAAAAAAUGAAAGAAAACAAACCUACCAAAAUAAGUUAAGACAAAGACUACCUACUUUUGGAUACAAAGAUCAAGCUGCG
This is a messenger RNA of Heterobilharzia americana, 6283 nucleotides long. Lineage: Eukaryota; Metazoa; Platyhelminthes; Trematoda; Strigeidida; Schistosomatidae. The record is from the annotation of a GenBank genome assembly.